AUGACCGACUGGCUCUACAACAAACACCAUCUAGGCUAUGACGCCACGAACCCACCUUUCCCACAACCAGCGACGCCCCACCUGGGCCCCUCAACCAAAGAACUACUGCACAGCCUCCGUCUCAAAGAUGAGCUCAAGUCCAUCAACGACGACACCAACAACAACAACAACCAACCACCACAAGUCUACCGUGGCUAUUUUGCAACUGCAAACGACGCCCGUACCCUCGCUGCCCAACGGCCUUGCGACCCGACCUUUCCCAUGGUGGACUCGCAGAGGCGACACCUAGUCCAGCAGCUCGUCGAGGCAAUGGCCUAG
Pyricularia grisea is the source of this 318-nucleotide messenger RNA. RefSeq lists its product as uncharacterized. The record is from RefSeq and is a predicted model, not a curated record. The transcript is spliced from 2 exons. The coding region runs from base 1 to 318 and encodes 105 amino acids. Lineage: Eukaryota; Fungi; Ascomycota; Sordariomycetes; Magnaporthales; Pyriculariaceae.